Molecule: messenger RNA, 1991 nt
Organism: Anoplophora glabripennis (Asian longhorned beetle)
Lineage: Eukaryota; Metazoa; Arthropoda; Insecta; Coleoptera; Cerambycidae
Gene: Ndc1
Product: nucleoporin NDC1
Exons: 1
Coding region: 153-1856 (567 amino acids)
Biological process (GO): nuclear pore organization
Cellular component (GO): nuclear pore transmembrane ring
Molecular function (GO): protein-macromolecule adaptor activity
Source: RefSeq, a predicted model, not a curated record
ACGGUAAAUGGCGCUGAAAUGCGGUUUAUUGUAAUUUCAACAAUUUAAUUCAAGUAUUUAAAUUAACUUUUAUGGGUUUGUGUUAAAUCUUAAUAAGUCCUGUUACGAGCAAGGUGCCACAAAAGCUGCAGUCGAACCGAAGAAACGUUAAAAUGAAUACUAACCUUACUUCCCAACAAAGUUUUACCUACAAAGACUUACUAUUAAGGAAAUUGUACUACUCAGUAGUUUGCAGCGUUUUAUCACAGCUAGUACUGCUGCAAAUAUACGUGUUUGCAUCGAAUUUAAACAUACUUCAUCCGGUGCAAUGGAUAUUGUCUACGUUUCAAGUUUUCACCUCGAUAAGCACAUGGUUGUUUAUAAUCCCUUUCAUGACCAUCAUCUUUGCACAAAGCAUUAUAUGUGCCAAGGACUACGUCUUCAAGCCGAGUUACUGCUCAACGAGGUUCCAGAAACUUAUAUCAGUGUUUUCCGUCCAUAACCUGGUUUUACUAAUUCUUAACGUUAUAGUUGGAGCGACAUUGGUAUGGCUGUUUUUAUCCCUCGGAGGUGGACAGUAUCAGAGUUUAACCUACCAGUGUAAAGGACAAAACUACUGUUUGCAGGAAGGUACGUUUUUCUUGAUUCUAAGUGGUUUCUGGAUGGGUCUGUAUUAUUUUGUCAAGGUAUACAUUUCGGAGAAGCACCUUUCCUUCCCUGUGGUGUACCAGAGGAAAGUUCUUCAGAUGAAGGCGCAGCUUUUACCUUUACUCAAAGAAAGUUUUAUGUUAUCCCUUGCACCUACCGCUUACUUCAUCGUCUUGUACUACGUGUGGGGUUUUACGCUUAGAGAGGGAUUCAUCAGUAGCUUCGGACUCUUGCAAGAAGAAAAUAGCAACGGGAUUUUGAUUUAUUUCUACCUCUGGACAUUCGGUGCCAUUUAUUACUUCAACAUGAACCUGAUGAGGUUCUUCUUCAACUUAUUCCUAACGGAACCCAUACAGUUUCCCUUGUUUAAAGAAACUAACGAGUCGCUAUGCCUUCAGGAGAGUAUUAACAUGUCCAGCUUGCCCAUCGUACAAAAUCUGGCAUGUUUAGACUUACACAAUCUCGCUCAGUGGUCGAAAUGUAGAAGACGAGCGUUCUUUACUUUGUCGCAACCGGGUGGACAUCCGCAUAACUGGAACUCUUUAGUUGAAAACGUUUUAAAACUCUUCAACGAAUACACGGAGCUUUUAAACAAAUCCACGUUGAGUGUAGAAAAAGCCAAACCCUCCGUCCCUCCUAUAGCACCACCGUGCACGUUUCAGUCUCCAGACAAGUUCCGGAAUCUACGUAACAUGACCAUGGUUUCCGACAAUGGCCUGGAGGACUUCGUAAACGUAACACAGGAACCACUGCCCGUGUUUACCCUACCGGAAACGGUAGUGAUGAAACUCAAGCAAAAAAUAUCUAACUUAAUAGCGAUUUUAAAGGCUGUUUUGGGAAUAAACUUCUUCUUUGGGGAGCUACCCCAGGCGAAUAUUCAGAAGUGCUUGGCAAACGGGUACUUGAUCAUAUGGACCAGCCAAGGGAUUGCGGAUAUAGCGUGUUCGUCUCUUGUCGAGGACCCCUUCGGCAUCGUCCAGAAGGACCUACCGGGUAUAGUAACGACUCUGGUGCAGCUCAAGCAGAGCUUGGAAAGGCUGAGUAAGGUGCCGACGCUUGCGAGGAAAAUAGCGGGAUACGACGAUUUUAACUAUAGAAUGAAGGCUGCCGUCACUAUGGCCGUAAAGAGAAGUUUGUUUUCCAUUUGUCUCAGUUUCGGUAACUAUUUAAACGAAUUUCCCUUGAGCAAGGAUGUAUUGUCACAUUUGAAUACUAUUUAUAAAAGUUAAGUGUUGGUUUCAAGUUUAUUUUUUUUUGUAAAAUAUCUGCAUGAUACGUGAUUUAAGUUAUUUAAGCCAUUAUAACUGACUUAAAUUAUCAAAUUGUAAAUACUUUGCCCUUUUUGAUAAUAAAUAAUAUGUGUG